CGGCUUCGUGCAUCCGGUAGAUGGUGGCCUGCGAGGGUCGUUCUUAGCCUUAGCUAGGGCUGUGAGUUAGCUGAGAAAACAAAGUGAAGGAAAACUAGACCUUGGCAGGUCUGACAGCAGCAGCGCUGCACGACGAUGGACAGCGAAGUGCAGCGAGACGGAAGGAUCCUGGACUUGAUCGACGACGCCUGGCGGGAGGACAAGCUGCCGUACGAGGAUGUCACCAUACCCCUGAAUGAGCUUCCUGAGCCCGAGCAGGACAACGGCGGCACCACCGAGUCCGUCAGAGAGCAGGAGAUGAAGUGGACGGACCUGGCCUUGCAGUACCUGCACGAGAACGUCCCCCCUGUCGGAAACUGACGCUCCGCACGCCACCCUCUCUCCCCCUGCCGGCUUUUUGUUUUUUUAAACAAUACAUGCAUGCUAAGCA
Messenger RNA from Ochotona curzoniae (black-lipped pika), 430 nucleotides. RefSeq names its product anaphase promoting complex subunit 13 (gene ANAPC13). The transcript has 3 exons. Bases 136 to 360 code for a protein of 74 amino acids. Gene Ontology annotation, biological process: protein K11-linked ubiquitination. The record is from RefSeq and is a predicted model, not a curated record. Gene Ontology annotation, cellular component: anaphase-promoting complex. Lineage: Eukaryota; Metazoa; Chordata; Mammalia; Lagomorpha; Ochotonidae.